Mercenaria mercenaria is the source of this 1511-nucleotide messenger RNA. Its product is annotated as ceramide synthase 2-like. Bases 246 to 1364 code for a protein of 372 amino acids. NCBI's taxonomy places the organism in Eukaryota, Metazoa, Mollusca, Bivalvia, Venerida, Veneridae. Gene Ontology annotation, cellular component: membrane. Gene Ontology annotation, biological process: ceramide biosynthetic process. Gene Ontology annotation, molecular function: DNA binding; sphingosine N-acyltransferase activity. The transcript has 10 exons. The record is from RefSeq and is a predicted model, not a curated record.
ACCGAAUCAUCUAUGGAUAUCGGGUGAAUCUCCAUCAAUGUGACAUGAAAUGGUAUAUAUACAUCAUUUAUAUUUGAUAGGUAAAGUUGUGAACAUAUGAAAAUACAUGGGAUAAAUUCGUUUAACUUACCGUGUACAGUGUAACUUAAGUACCGCGUAUUUCAAAGGAGAUACCUGAAACGUGGGUAUUCGGCUGCAUAUGAAAUCAGCUCGCAUACUGAAGACAAUAAACUAAGAAAAUCGUGAUGCUUGAAUGGAUUUGGGACGAAGAUCUUUGGUUCCCCGAAAAUUCGACUGGACCAAGGUAUGGCUGGAAGGACCUAGAGAACAAACCAGGCUCCGACAUUUAUCAUCCACAGGUUCACGAUUUGCACUGGUCGUUCAUCCUAGGUGUUGCUCUUGUUGGUAUACGAUUUCUAAUUAAAAAGGUUUUGGUUGAACCUAUAGGUUAUAAUCUUGGUGUACCAAGACGAAACCCAUCUCUGCUUGUAAAUAAUACCGUGUUAGAAAAUGCUUUCAACUUCAAUAAAGAAAUUGGACCAGAUCUGAUAAAGAAGCUCUCUAAGCAAACAGACAUGACAAUACGCAGGGUAGAAAUAUGGUUUCGUAUGAGACGUAAGAUGGAACUGCCAUCACCAAUGAAAAAGUUCGAGGACUGCAGCUGGCAUUUUAUAUUUUACAGCACAGCUUUCAUUUAUGGACUUUGUGUAUUAUGGGAUCAUGUUUCUACUGAUAUCUUCUGGUAUUAUAUCAUUGAGAUGGCAUUUUACUGGUGUCUUAUACUUUCACUUGUGAAAGAUCACAGAAGAAAGGAUUUUACCGAACUGGUUAUACAUCACGUUGCAACGAUAAUAUUGCUUUAUUUUUCUUGGUUUAUGAACUUUGUGAGAAUUGGAACAUUGGUAUUAAUCGCCCACGAUGCGGCUGAUCCAUGGUUAGCUUUGGCUAAGAUGAACAAAUACACGAAACACAAACAGAUAACCGAAGUUUGUUUCAUCGUCUUCAUUUUGGUUUGGAUUAUCUCCCGUCUUAUGUAUUAUCCUUUUGUCGUCUUAUAUAGCAGUACAGUAGAACCAUAUAACCGCUUGCUGGAGAAGACUUUCUUUGCUCACUGGUUUUUCAACUUCUUCCUGUAUCUGUUAAUGGUGUUACAUCUAAUGUGGUCAUACAGUAUAGCAAGAAUUGUGGUGAGGAAGCUUAGACAGGGACAGUUGGAAGAUGUACGAAGUGAUUCUGAUUCCGAUGAAGAUGCAGAGUCGGACAAUGACUGUGAUGUCAAUGGUAAUGGUGUUAAUGGAUCUACCGUUCAAAGAAGAAACAAUGGUCUUUUGAAACUAAAGAAUUCAUCCAUUCAGAGUCAAUAAACCAUCGAAGUGAUAUUAUCCGUUGGUUUAUGCAUAUAGAUGUUGACAUUUUAAAUACAUUUAAUGUAUAUAACUUUAGAGACUCGUGUCAUAUGUGUCCUACAAUAGUUUUGCUAUAUUUCCGAAAUAAAGCAGCAUUUGAUGAAA